AUGAGAGUCGGAGAAGACAGAUCGCGAAGCUUUCUGUUUGUUAUAAACCAGAGCUUUCUGAUCGACGAUUUGUAUGCUAGAGUUUUCGAUGUUCAAUGUUUGGGCCCUUUAGUCGGUGGGUUCUGGCCGACGGUAAGGACUCAAAGGGGGAAGAUGGAAAGCUUGGUUGAUAAUGGUGAUGGGGUGUUAGAUCUAAACUGGAGUUUCUACAAUGAGAAAUGCGAUAGAGAGAAGGGAAGCCGGAGCUUCACAUCUAUGGGAGGUCGUAUUGACAAAGAAGUGAAUACAGGGAGGGCGCCUCCAAUUUUUAGGUUGAAUGGACAAAAUUUUCAUUUGUUGGGUAGUUUGUUACCUAUUGAAGGAAAUCGACCUAAAUUUGCACAAUUAUACAUUCAUGACCCUGAAAAUGAGAUGUGUAAUCGAUUGAACUCUGUCAGGGGGAAUAAUGAUCUCAACAAACUAGAUGAAGAUAUUGUUUUUGACCUUCAAUUAACAUUGGAUGAAAAUAACGUUCUAAUAAAAUCAUUCCGGAUGGCUCGCGAUGCAAUAGUUACCAAUCCGACUGUGGAAGUUAGGAUGAAAUUGAUAGGGAAGCGUAGCCAAGAUGCCAAAACAUAUAAUUUGCCAACAGUGUCAGAGGUUGCAGCUAUAAUUGUUGGUGAUCUGGAUCCCACGUUGGGUCAGCGAGAUAUAUUGAUAGAAACAAGAUCGGGUGUGCUAAAAAGAAUUAGUGAGCUUAAUCCUGCAUAUCUCCCUCUUCAGUAUCCAAUUCUGUUUCCAUAUGGUGAAGAUGGUUAUAGAGAAGAUAUUCCUUUUAAUGUUGAACAAAAUAUUCAUACAGGAAGAAGGCAUAGUAUUUCUCUUCGUGAAUACCUAUCAUUUCGUAUUCAUGAACGAUGUGGUGAGAUUUCAACAUUUCUAUUUGCGAAAAGAUUGUUCCAACAAUUUUUAGUCGAUGGGUAUAUGAUGGUGGAAUCUGGGAGAUUGUUGUAUGUCCGUACGCAUCAACAGAGUCUACGUUGUGGAUCUUAUAGAGGUUUGUUUGACGCAUUGACUCGUGGGGAAAUUGAACCUGGAACUCAAGGUCGACGAAUUGUUUUACCUUCUAGCUUUACGGGUGGUGCACGGUAUAUGGUUCAAAAUUAUCAAGAUGCAAUGGCAAUUUGUGCUUGGAUUGGUUAUCCAAAUUUGUUCAUUACAUUUACAUGUAAUCCAAAAUGGCCAGAAAUACAACGCUUUUUAGAGCAAAGGCUAUUAAAACCAGAAGACCGGCCCGAUAUUUUGUGCCGCGUUUUUAAAAUGAAAUUGGAUUGCUUAAUAAGAGAGCUUCGUUCAGGAACUGUUUUCGGUAAAAUUUUGGCAGUGAUUUAUACUAUUGAAUUUCAGAAGCGCGGGUUACCACAUGCACACAUACUAUUGUUCCUUGAUCGUGUUGAUGCUAACGCGCUCAGUGAUGAUAUCGAUUCCAUUAUUUCAGCCGAGAUUCCAAGUAUGGAUGAUGAUUUAGAAUAUUACCAAGCUGUUGAGGAGUUUAUGAUACACGGUCCAUGUGGUGUUGCCAACAAAAAAUCUCCGUGCAUGGUUAAAGGCCGUUGUUCAAAACACUUCCCAAAGAAAUUUAUAGAAUCUUCAGUUAUUGAUUCCAGUGGUUACCCUAUUUAUAGGCAUAAGGAUGAUGGCAGGACAAUUCUGAAAAGUGGUGUUGAGCUGGAUAAUAGAUUUGUUGUGCCCCACAAUAGAUAUUUGCUGCUGAAGUAUAGAGCACACAUUAAUGUUGAGUGGUGUAGUCAAUCUCGGUCAAUAAAAUAUUUGUUUAAAUAUGUCAACAAAGGCAAUGACCGAGUUACUGCACAGUUUUAUAAGAGCACUAAUUCUGAAGAUAGUAGCGAAGUUAUUGAUGAGAUUAAUAUGUAUUAUGAUUGCCGAUAUAUUUCUCCGUGUGAAGUUAUGUGGCGUUUGUUCAGCUAUGACAUCCAGUUCCGUAAUCCCUCUGUAGAACGGUUAAGCUUCCAUCUGCCGAAUGAACAAAACAUUGUUUUUGAUGAUGACUUAUCUAUUGAGAAUGUGCUUGAAAGACAAACAAUUAAGAGUAGUAUGUUUUUAGCAUGGUUUGAAGCUAAUAAGAGGUAUCCCCGAGCUAGGGAAUUGACCUAUAGAGAAAUGCCUCAUUGUUUUGUGUGGAAAAGAAAAGAACGUCAAUGGCAACCAAGAAGAUGUGGUUUUGCUAUAGGCCGUAUGUUUUAUGUGCCACCUGGUACUGGUGAGAUCUUCUAUCUUAGGUGUUUAUUUAAUUUAGUUCGUGGUCCAAUAUCUUUUGAAGAGAUUCGCAAUGUUGAUGGGAUUCAAUAUUCAUGUUUCCGUGAUGCGUGUUAUGCUCGUGGUUUGAUUUGUGAUGAGAAGGAAUAUGUUGAUGCAAUACUUGAAGUAAGCCAUUGGUCCACUGCCUCAGCUCUUCGCCGUUUAUUCGUGACUUUGUUAACGUCUAAUUGUUUAUGCCAACCUGAAAAAAUUUGGGAUGUUGUUUGGCCACUUCUAUGUGAUGAUGCAGAGUUCAAUCGGCGACGAGAGUUACAAAAUCCAGAUUUAUUAUUAUCAGACGAUGUGAAGAAGGAGUAUGGUCUGCUUGAAUUAGAGAAACUUUUGUCGACAUGGAGUAAGAGUUUGGGGGAUUACCCGUGUAUGCCCGUUCCUGAAUUGUCUAGCUUGGCUAAUUCUCAUAAUCGAUUAUUGUUAGAAGAAUUGUCAUAUGAUUGUGCAUUGCUGAGCAAUGAACAUGAUGACAUGGUAGCAAAGCUAACUACCGAGCAGAGAGAUGUUUACGACACAGUUAUCGGAGCUGUUUCUGGUACAACAGGUGGUUUGUUUUUUGUUUACGGUUAUGGAGGUACUAGGAAGACAUUUGUGUGGCGCACUUUGUCGGCUGCACUUCGAUCACAGCGCAAGAUAGUUCUAAAUGUGGCAUCCAGUGGUAUUGCAUCAUUAUUAAUGACUGGAGGGCGCACUGCGCAUUCACGAUUUGCAAUACCGAUUAUUGUGAAUGAGGAUUCCACGUGUAAUAUAUCACAGGGGAGUGAUUUAGCUGAACUGAUCAUCAAAUGUAGUUUAAUUAUUUGGGAUGAAGCUCCUAUGAUGCAUAAACACUAUUUUGAAGCAUUAGAUAGAACCAUGCGAGAUUUGUUACGAUUUACAAAUCCAUUGUGUCCUAAUUUACCAUUUGGAGGGAAGACUGUUGUACUAGGAGGUGAUUUCCGCCAAAUAUUGCCAGUGAUACCAAGGGGUGGUAGACAGGAUAUUGUUGGUGCUGCUAUUAAUUCUUCGUAUUUGUGGGCUCAUUGUACGGUUUUGAGAUUGACACAGAAUUUGAGAUUGCAGAGUGUUGGUACUGAUGAUGAAAGACAAGAGUUAUCUACUUUUGCUAAUUGGAUUGCUUCAAUCGGUGAUGGUGAAGCUGGUGGACCAAAUGAUGGUGACGUAGAGGUUCUCAUUCCACAUGAGAAUUUGUUGCAUACAAAUGGUGAUCCAAUCCAAUGA
This is a messenger RNA of Ipomoea nil (Japanese morning glory), 3531 nucleotides long. RefSeq lists its product as uncharacterized. Bases 1 to 3531 code for a protein of 1176 amino acids. NCBI's taxonomy places the organism in Eukaryota, Viridiplantae, Streptophyta, Magnoliopsida, Solanales, Convolvulaceae. The transcript is spliced from 5 exons. Gene Ontology annotation, biological process: telomere maintenance; DNA repair. Gene Ontology annotation, molecular function: DNA helicase activity. The record is from RefSeq and is a predicted model, not a curated record.